GGUAAAGGGGGCGUGGUCGGUGAGAACAGCUGGUGGGGGCUAGUGUGAGGCGCUGGAGCCGAGUGGUUGGUUGGUCGAUGGGGGAAACAACAACAAGCUAGGCAUCAUGAGGGUCCCUGAAACACUGUUCUGGGCCGCUUUUCUCAUCCAAAAGGUGGUGGGAGAGUUCGGCAUGGCCCAUUUCAGUGACAAGGGCAAGAGCAAAGGAAAGGAUUACUGCAUAUUCUUCAAUUCACAAUGGGCACGUCUACCACAGGACCUAAAUAAGGCAUCACGUCUUCAGAUCCAUGACCUGACAUCAUCGGUCCUGUGCUCACCCUCUGACGUCCCGGAGGGAGGCUUCCCAAAUCGCAUCCCCAUGGUGAUGAGAGGCAACUGCACUUUUUAUGAAAAGGUCCGACUGGCCCAGAUAAACGGUGCCAAGGGCCUGCUCAUCGUCAGCAAGGACAGACUGACACCACCAGCAGGAAACAAGACCCAGUAUGAGGAGAUUGACAUUCCUGUGGCACUUCUCAGCUACUCUGAUAUGCUGGACAUAAGCAAGACAUUUGGUCAAGGUAGACUGGUCGCCAUGUAUGCACCCAAUGAGCCAGUAGUGGACUACAACAUGGUGAUCAUCUUCUUAAUGGCAGUAGGAACAGUCGCCGUUGGAGGCUACUGGGCCGGCAGCAGAGACAGCAAGAAGCGCUACAUGAAGCACAAGAGGGACGACGGUGCGGAGAAGCAGGACGAAGAGACAGUAGACGUCACGCCCAUCAUGAUCUGUGUGUUCGUGGUCAUGUGCUGCAGCAUGCUAGUGCUACUCUACUUUUUCUACGACCGCCUGGCCAUUUGGGUCAUAGCCAUCUUCUGUGUGGCCUCCUCGGUCGGCCUCCACAGCUGUCUGUGGCCCUUUGUCAGGAGACUCCCCUUCUGCAAGUGCAGGGUCCCAGAGAACAACUUGCCGUACUUGCACAAGCGGCCGCAGAUCCGCAUGUUGCUGCUGUCGGCCUUCUGCAUCGGUGUCAGCGUCACCUGGAUGGUGUAUCGCAACGAGGACCAGUGGGCGUGGGUGUUACAGGACGCCCUGGGGAUCGCCUUCUGCCUCUACAUGCUCAAAACAGUCAGACUCCCCACGUUUAAGGCCUGCACCUUACUGCUGUCAGUCCUUUUCGUCUAUGAUGUUUUCUUCGUAUUUAUCACGCCCUUCUUGACAAACAGCGGGGAGAGUAUAAUGGUGGAGGUCGCGGCUGGUCCCUCUGACUCCGCCACACAUGAAAAGCUCCCCAUGGUGCUCAAAGUGCCAAGGUUAAACUCCUCUCCCCUGGCUCUCUGUGACCGGCCCUUCUCCCUGCUGGGCUUUGGUGAUAUCUUAGUUCCAGGUCUGCUGGUGGCGUACUGUCACAGGUUUGACAUUUUAACACAGUCCUCCAGGAUCUACUUUGUGGCCUGCACGAUCGCGUACGGCAUCGGCCUGUUGAUCACCUUCGUGGCCCUGGCUGUGAUGCAGAUGGGUCAGCCGGCCCUGCUCUACCUGGUGCCUUGCACUCUGCUCACCAGCCUCGCUGUAGCUCUGUGGCGCAGGGAGUUGCGCCAGUUCUGGACUGGAAGUGGAUUUGUGCCUGCCAUAGCGCUCACACCCAUCAACUGUACACAAACUGCAGCGCCGCAGAUAGAGGAGCCCUCAACCAAACUGGAGCCGCAAACAUCAGAAGCCACCAAUCAGAGCGAAGACUCACCCCGACAGCCGCCUCAGGAAACGUCCCCAGCUGAAAAAGACGGCGAGGAAAACAAAUCUGACUGAAAGGAUGUCUUGUGCCGCAUUUAACACUUCACUUCAUCUUCUGUUUUUUUAUGUUUUGCGUUUUUUUUUUUUCCUACAUGUGUCUCAUUCAUCGGACGAUUUAAGUACGGGCGUUUAUUUGCACUUGGUGUGAAGGGAAGAGCAGAGGAGCUCAGUGAUUUCUGAGUGGCUGGUUCAGCAGGGCAACGGGAUUGGACACAUGAGGCCGAGGCAUUGAAACUGACAAACACGGCAAAUUUUAAACCUGAACUCCUUCGACAAAUUUACACUCUACACGGUCUCUAAAAGGAACCGAAAGGCCAAAUCUGGAUGCCACACAAGCUGUUUAAUACUCAGUGCUCCCAAUAAGAUGAAGGCUUCAACAGCCCUGAAGGCCCGGUCACACCAGCAUUUAAAAUGCAAAAUCAAUUCAGUGAAUGGAUUAAUUCACAAGGUGAAUCCACAGGAGUUAUGUAGAGCAUCAACAAAAAAGUUGAACGGAAGAAAAUACAAAAAGAAAAUCUAUUCUGAUAAUCGAAGAUUUUUUUUUUUUUAAGCAGACAUGCCAAAGAUUUGCUGGUUCCAGCUUCUCAGUUGUUACAUCCCGGGACAGAUGAAAUGGAAACAAGCUCAGUGGUCAAUGUGACUGACCAGUGCUAGUGUGUUAGCAUUUAGCUCAACAGCUACCUUAGUUUAGACACAGAGCAUUUACAAACAAAGACCUGUGCUGCUUUCCAGUGUGACGGGGCCUCAGAGGUGCCAGUAUGCUUGAAAUGAACUUGUUUGAACGAGAAGUGUCGUCUGUUUAAACCAAAAGGUAAAGUGCUACAGAGAUGCAGUGCACAAAUGGAAAAGUUGUAGGUAAGUAUAUGUGAUUGUCGGUAUGCUGUUAAGAAUCAUUCCAGAAAGCUUUUCAUUUCGAGCAUACUGAACCCUUUAUUCUCCAAGCACCAUAAUGCUGUGUCCACCGUGUGGCACGGCUCGACUUGACAUGCUUGCUUUAACAGGUGCUUUCUCGGUUUGCUGCUGCAGCUUGUAACCCCUCAAUGUUGGCUGGAUUCUUAGCUGAUCGCCAUAGCUAACCAGCUGAAAGUGCUCAACACACUUUUAUGAUCCUCUCAUUGGUAACUAAACAGAGGAACAUCUGCACUUUGUAAAUUCAACACAGCUUGUUUUUUGUUUUUUCCAAAAUAUGGGUUCCAACUGAAUAAAAACUCAUCAAGUUACAGUUGGUGUGCAGGACCGACCAAUCAUAGGUUUAAAAUCCAUCAGCAACUGAAAGUGAAAGCAAACCAUUUUGCCAGCAGGAAACCAUAACUGUUCCAAGCAAGUCAAGUUGGGCAGAAAUUCAACAGUAUACUCACACUACAUAACAAGUCAUUUGAUCCGUCUGUAAUCCUCCAUUAUACUUUAAUUGACACCAGAGUCAGAAUAUGAAGUACAGCAGUUAACACACUUUAAAAUGAGUUGCCAUCUUGGUUGUUGACUGAGCCAAAGCGAUCAGAUUUAUUUUUUCUUUAAACUGAAACAUUUGUUACUUUUGUUAUAUUUUGUUUUGCAUGCUAUGAUUUAGAUUUGUUUUUUACCCUUUAUAUAAAUCCAGUGUAUAAUCUCUAGUGCAGACAAAAAAGAAAAUGUUGUCCACAGCAGAUAUUUCCCCCCUUCCAAUAGUUACUCAUAUUGUCUUAAGAAAAUUGAUUUUGGCCUUAAUAUGAGUCCGUGUCGGGAGGUUCAGCGGAAUGUGUCACGUGUUAAAGUUGCUUUAUGAAAAAAAAGUACUGUACUCUGAUGAUGUGCUGCAGUUUGAUGUGUGAGCUGAGGAGCGAGCGACGGGCGUGUUAAUGUUCAUAGGUUAGUUUGUAAGAAGCAUUUGCACAAUAUUUUUUAAUUCAUGGGCUGACAGAAGCUGUCUGGCUCGUGUCUGUAUGUUGUUAUGUAUACUCAUACCGGUUUAAAGAAAACUGAAACAAAGGUAACGAUAUGUCGAAUAUCCAUCCUGCUUCUGUUUUUGAAAUUCUUCUCUGACCUCACUCCGAUUCUGGUUCUCAGCAGUUUGUUACACCUGUUAAAGUGAGAUAUUUCUGUGUUGAAGCUGAGGUCAGAGGUUCAAAAUGAGAGCAGUUUAGUUGUCUGGAUGUGCCCUCGCUGAUGACCAGGACGUGAGGAGAUUAUUCAUUCGCCAGUAUAGUUUGUUGUCACCAGGUGGUUUUUAUCGCCUCUGUUGAGGAAAACAUAUAAUAAACAAACAGUGUAUCUCAUA
This is a messenger RNA of Acanthopagrus latus (yellowfin seabream), 4022 nucleotides long. RefSeq names its product signal peptide peptidase-like 2 (gene sppl2b). Gene Ontology annotation, molecular function: aspartic endopeptidase activity, intramembrane cleaving. The record is from RefSeq and is a predicted model, not a curated record. Bases 107 to 1783 code for a protein of 558 amino acids. Gene Ontology annotation, cellular component: lysosomal membrane; Golgi-associated vesicle membrane; lumenal side of endoplasmic reticulum membrane. Gene Ontology annotation, biological process: membrane protein proteolysis. The transcript is spliced from 15 exons. Lineage: Eukaryota; Metazoa; Chordata; Actinopteri; Spariformes; Sparidae.